CAGAAGAGCCCCUCCUUAAGAGCAUCAGAAUUAGACUCAUUUCCUUUGCAGAAGGCUGAUCAACUCCGCAGAUCCAGAGAUGGUUCUCAGUGUCACAUGGUCAGAAGUAACCUCAGUAAUGUGAAUUAACAUGAUAAUAUAAUGGUGGCAAAACACCAGUGCUAAUUAGAGCAUCAGAAGACAUAUUGCACUUUGUUUUCACUCAAUGGAGUAUAUAAAACAGGAGGCAAAGCAAACGCAUCAGGUAAAAGGAUACAGCCACCUCCAGAUCGACUAGAAAGCAUUGAAGAGACAGAACUAGCUGGACAACGAUGGCGAUCGGGGCCUUUUUGUUGUUUUUGCUGCUGGCUCUGCUGCUUCUGUUCUUCCUGAAUCAGCUCUGGACUCGAAGACAUUUGCCUCCUGGUCCCUUGGCUCUACCUCUCAUUGGGACCUUGUGGGCUAAUGUGACUGGACUUCAGGAAGAUAUUUUCCUUAAGAAUGCAAAACGAUAUGGAAAUAUAUCCACCAUGCUUUUAGGGCGUACCCCUUUAGUAGUGCUGUCUGGAUUCAAAACUGUGAAAGAAGGAAUGACCAGCUUCUCAGAAGUAUUCUCUGAUCGACCAGAUGAUCUUUUCCUGAAUGCUUUAGGGAAAGGAAAGGGAAUUAUUCUUUCAAAUGGCCACACCUGGAAACAGCAGCGACACAUCGGCGUCUCUGCUUUGCGGAAGCUGGGCCUGGGGAAGAAGAGCCUUGAGCAUCAAAUAGAGGAAGUUGCUCAGAAGCUGGUAGAGAUCUUUGCACAAACAAAGGGACAGCCAUUUGACCCUUUAAUUCCAGUGCUAAAUUCAGUUUGUAAUGUCAUAUGUGCUUUGAGUUUUGGACAUCAGUUUGCUCCUGAAGAUGAAAACUUCCAGAAGCUCAUUCAAGCCCUUAAAAUUAUUUUGGAAGUCAUUGGUGAAUUUUUCUAUAUGAUGUAUAAUUUCUUCCCACGGUUAAUGAACUACCUCCCAGGGCCCCACAAGGAGGCCCUGGCUUCUGCAGAGUUGAUCCGUUCCUUUGCAAAGCAGGAAAUAGAGGAACACAAGGAAUUCCACUCUCUGCACGAGCCACAAGAUUUCAUCGAUCACUACCUUCUUCAGAUGGAGAAGAGCAGGAAUGACCCCAACUCCACCUACAAUGAAGAGAACCUGGCUCAGUGUAUUUUUGAUCUUUUUGCUGCUGGAACAGACACAACCUUUGCUACUCUGAUGUGGGCCCUUCUCCUCUUGGCAAAUCAUCCGAACAUCCAAGAGAAAGUCCAGAAGGAGAUUGAAGAUGUGUUUGGCUUCUCGGGGUCAAUUUCCUAUCAAGAUCGGAAGAAGCUGCCCUACACCAAUGCUGUGCUGCAUGAAAUGCAGCGUUUCAAAUAUGUCUUGAUUAGUGGCCUUCCCAGGAAAAGUACAAAGGAUGUGAAGAUGAGGGCUUUCCACAUUCCAAAGGGGGCCUUUAUUUUCCCAGACAUGCGCUCUGUUCUUCAUGAUCCUGAACAAUGGGAGACGCCUGAAGAAUUCAACCCAAAUCACUUUUUAGACAAGGAUGGGAAGUUCAUCGCUCGAGAAGCGUUUCUCCCAUUCGGAAUAGGUGAGCGUGCAUGUCUGGGAGAGCAGCUGGCCAGAAUUGAGACCUUCAUCUUUGUGACCAGCCUGUUGAGGGCCUUCAGCUUCCAGCUGCCUGAAGGAGUGAAAGAACUCAAUCAAGCACCUAUUGCAAAGUUAACAAUGCAUCCACAUCCUUACAAACUCUGUGCUGUUCCCCACACAGGCAUAAACCUUAUAAAAACACCAUGAAAAGUUUAAUACUAAUUGCAGUGUACUUCUUCAGUAUGGUGUUUCCUAUAUGCCUGUUCACUUAAUUUCAUGUUCUGCCUCCAUGUUACAGCAACAACGGAUGCGAACAGUGGAACAGUUGGCCAUACGGUGCAAAUCCAAACAGCAUUUUGUUCUGUUACACACAGGGUCACCAUGAGUCGUAAAUGACUGGACGGCAACUAACAACUACCUGCAUUUACUCUGUGCUGAAAGUUCUUAAACCCGUUGCUGGGUUGAUACAGCAUGCUUAACCAGGUCAAUGAAAGACCUGGAGGUUGUGUGUGAACAAUGUGCUAAGUGAGCCUGUUAAGUUUUACCUUGGUUUCCUUUUCGGUGUCAAUAAAACAUGUCACUUUCAAUUUA
Molecule: messenger RNA, 2192 nt
Organism: Candoia aspera
Lineage: Eukaryota; Metazoa; Chordata; Lepidosauria; Squamata; Candoiidae
Product: cytochrome P450 2J5-like
Exons: 10
Coding region: 312-1808 (498 amino acids)
Biological process (GO): xenobiotic metabolic process
Cellular component (GO): intracellular membrane-bounded organelle; cytoplasm
Molecular function (GO): oxidoreductase activity, acting on paired donors, with incorporation or reduction of molecular oxygen, reduced flavin or flavoprotein as one donor, and incorporation of one atom of oxygen; iron ion binding; heme binding
Source: RefSeq, a predicted model, not a curated record